AUGAUGCUAACCGUGCGACCGCCGUCGAGGUACCUCGCUCUCGCGGUAGGCGUGGUGCUCAUGGUGCUCAUGCUCGUGGUGCUCCAGAAGGCGAAGGUGGUCGACAUGUCGUCGACCCUCGAGGCGGUGGUGAUGCCCCAGAGCUACUCCGGGCCGGCCAUCGAGCACGACCUCGGCCAUAAGCUCGCCAACAUCCACUUCUCAAUUCCCGAGCUAUCCGACGACACCAUCCACAUGUACGGCGACGACGAGUGUGAGGUGGAAAACGUCGACAUCCGCGUCAGCCCGCCCACAGACGUUGACGAGCUGAUCGAGCUGAUCUUGGUGGCGUGGCAGCGGCUGAAGUCGACCUAUUUCCAGGAGAUUUCCACCCUCAUCAAUAAGGACCACAACCUCGACGACCAGCUCCGAGAAGGCACCAUCUCCAAGCACUGGUACCGCUUCGCAGGCCUGCUGGUUUGGCUUGAGGACUACCGGGUGCACAUGAUGAUCCUGCGACUCAUCUAUACCCCCUCCGGCAAUAAGCAGACGCCGUUGUUUUCGUUAACGUUGGUCCACUUGUAUGACCCUAAUUGGAAGCCGGUGGAGGCGACGUUGGCAGUCCCCGAUGGCUACGGCAACUGGCACACUCAAUCGUACCCCCAGAUUGUCCCCAUCCCCUUUUACCACGACGUAAACCGGCAGAACAAGCGCUACUACGGACCCGAGGACCCGCGGAUUUUGAUGGUGAACAACGAGGAAGGCUACCAGGAGCCGAUGUUGGUGUUCAACAUGCACACCGAGGACUUCUCGGUGGAAAAGACGGACAAGGCCAAGGGCAUCUAUAAACAUCACCGGCUGAUGUAUGUGGCGUGGCCGUGGCAAACUCAGGAGGGCAAAGGUGAUAUUGAUAACGGCAAGACGAAGACGGGCCAGUUCACGCGUACGUCGCGGCUUUCCAUCGACGGCGAGCGCCCGAAAGAGAACGAAAAGAACUGGACGCCGUUUAUCGACGGCCACAACUCGCUGGUAUACUUCGUGUACCGGUGGGACCGGUUUGAAGUGCUUGAGUGCCCCUUAGGGUCUCGUGAGCUCACUAAGGAUGCCACCACCUGUCAAUUAAUUAAAGAAAAAGACUCUGGGCCUAAACGGGUCGGGGCAUUGCGUGGAGGUACUGAGCUUUUAAGUUUCGCUAGUCUUGGCUACCCGGAAGCGUCAGGGUGGCUUGGUAUUGCUCGCGCUCACUUAAAGGACUGUGGGUGUUCCCCCCACAUGUACCGUCCCAAUAUUGUGGUGAUAGAUCGCAAGCCCGAAGGGGAGUUCUAUCUUCGAGCGGUGCUGGGUUUCGCCGACUGGAAACUCGACGUUGCCGGCUUCUAUGACGACGAUGCCAAGUGCGGCCAGCUGCUGGUGCUCAUCCCCAACGGUUUCAGUCGGUACCACCCGGCGGCAGACUUGAUGGAGGUGACGUACUCCAUUGCCGAUAAAACGGUGCUGCGACUUUCUCUCCAAGGGUUAGUGAGUCAAUUGGCCAACUUCGGCAAGGGCGGCGACGUCUUGAAGUGUGGCAUGGACGCGCUGUGGAAGUACUGCGAUGUGUGGGGAGACAAGUACGGGGAAAAGAAGAAAGAAGACGAGGAGAAGGAGAAGGAGGAGGAGGAGAAAAACAAGGACAAUGACAACAAGGAAUAG
Messenger RNA from Diutina rugosa, 1671 nucleotides. RefSeq lists its product as uncharacterized. Bases 1 to 1671 code for a protein of 556 amino acids. The transcript has a single exon. Gene Ontology annotation, molecular function: mannosyltransferase activity. The record is from RefSeq and is a predicted model, not a curated record. Lineage: Eukaryota; Fungi; Ascomycota; Pichiomycetes; Serinales; Debaryomycetaceae.